Molecule: messenger RNA, 1167 nt
Organism: Tarenaya hassleriana
Lineage: Eukaryota; Viridiplantae; Streptophyta; Magnoliopsida; Brassicales; Cleomaceae
Exons: 2
Coding region: 155-718 (187 amino acids)
Source: RefSeq, a predicted model, not a curated record
CACGCUGGUUUCAAGCUGUCACCACUCUCUUCUUCUUCGCUUAAACCCUGACCUCGAUCUCCUAAUCGUGAGAAAUCAUCCUAUCUGCGGCCAGCGUUCCAUGAUUUGAGGAGAACGAUUUCCGGGUUUUCCAGGAAAACGCCGGCAAAAAGCGAUGCUUCGUCUUGCUCGAGGCGUUGUUCUUCAGCUCGUUAUCGCCGCAGCAAUCUCGAUCUCGGCCGUGAUCUCCGGGGACGAGUCGAUAUACGAGAUCCUUCGGGCGAAUGAGUUGCCGAUGGGUCUUUUACCGAACGGUGUGAAGGAAUUCAGCGUCGACGGCAAAACAGGGGAAUUCUCGGUGUAUCUGAACCAGGCAUGUAAUGCCAAGUACGAGAGCGAGCUGCAUUACGAGGCUAACGUGACGGGAACGUUAGGGUUUGGGUGGAUCUCGGGCUUGUCGGGGAUCUCGGCGCAAGAGCUCUUCCUGUGGUUCCCGGUGAAAGGGAUCCGCGUCGACGUGCCGAGUUCCGGCGUAAUUUACUUCGACGUCGGUGUUGUUCGCAAGCAGUACUCGAUGUCUAUGUUCGAGACCCCGAGGGAUUGCGUCGCGGUUCGGGGUGAGGAUGAGAUCUGGGGUGAGAACAAGAUUCAAUCUUCUGUGUUGCCACUUUAUCAACUAGAUCAAGAAUCCCGUGGGAGAAGCUUUGCUAAGCCCGUGUUUGAGGAAAGGUUAUUAUAGAUAUCUGCAUCUGAAAAAAUAUGAUCACCGAUUCCUCUUCAUCAUCUCUGGCAUUAUCAUAUCAAAUCUUGGCAUGAACAAGAUUCAGAUAUUAUCGGGUUCAGCGUUUUUUUCUUACUGCGUUUUGGAGGGCAUGGGGAGCAGAACCAAGAAUCUUUCAGUCAAUUUACGACAGAAGAGAGUUGGAUUUGUUUGAGAAGAUGACAAAAAGGUAUGCCCAGAUUUCCUCGAAGCGAUUACAGUUGAAUGGAUGAAAGUUUUGUUGUUCUGUAUGUUGUUGUUUGGCAUGUAAGCAUGGUGUAUAUAUAUAUAUAUACGUGUAUUUACAUACACGUUCCUAUGUUUCCCCCUUCUGUACUGAGGAGUGAUGCUCUGAUUAUGCAUUCUCUCUCUAUUUUUUGUCACUAAGCGUGCAUUUGCUUGAAGAGUUUGGCUCCCCUUUCUGCUUA